AUGCAGAAAUACUCAUCCCAAAGACUCUUAUUAACUAAUGAAGAACUUCUACGAAUCUAAAUUCUAGCCAAAAACUCUUUCAGACCCUCCUCCAAAUAGAGAAUCAAAGAAAAACCUCAACUUGAAAAAUAUCAAUUCAAACCUGAGGUAUUAUCUCCAUUUAUUCUAGAUUAAUAAAUAAUCUGCAAAUCUAUAAAGAUCCAUAAAUGAUUUAUUAAGGUGGAACUUAAAUAAGCAAAUGAAAAGACAACAGAUAUAUGAUGAUGAAGUACUCAACCCUCAUUUAUUUCUAGUCAAGAGAAUUUCUCAACAAUGCCAAUAGGUUAACUCACGAAUUAACAAAUACCUCAGUCUUUGAUAGAUUGUAUUAGGUUCGAAAAAACAGUGAAAAUGUUAUAUGUAAUUACUCCAUUCUCCAUUUUUAGAACAAUCUAAGAGGAACACUAGCAAUUUUGGACCUUAUUAUACUAAAAAUAUGACUAGUUCCAUGUAUUAAGAAUAUCAACGCUAAUAGUAAUUAGAUGUAUCUUCAUUUAAAUCUAAAACAAAUGCUACCGAUAGCAAAUAUGAAUUAUCACAUCAAUAAACUCCAAAUCCUAAAUUUGUAGAUUCAGAACAAUUACCUAUAGCUGUAAAUGAUGUAAAUACGUUUACCUAUAAUUUUCAAUAGCAAAUCAAAACUUCAUAACUUGUACAUCAGUAUGUAGACUUAACUGAAUAAUUGAGCAAUUCUAUGAAUGAGCCUGAUUCCCCUGCAAAGUCGCCAUUGCACUAGAAGGAUAUUGAAGUAAUGGUUGAAAGGUAUAAAGUACAUUGACUACCAAAUAGAUUAAACAAUUGGUAGGCUAAGAAAUAACAAUAAGAACAAUAAGGAUAAUAGGAGGAUUAAUAUGCAAAAUCCUAAAUAAAACCGAAUUUUAUCAAUUAAAAUAGAUAACCCUCGUUCGGAAGUCAAUAAUCUCAAUCGAAAUCUUAUUCGAAUAUGUUCCUUAAUAAUAAUCAAAUCAAUUGA
Paramecium octaurelia is the source of this 1012-nucleotide messenger RNA. The record is from the annotation of a GenBank genome assembly. Lineage: Eukaryota; Ciliophora; Oligohymenophorea; Peniculida; Parameciidae.